Molecule: messenger RNA, 645 nt
Organism: Equus quagga
Lineage: Eukaryota; Metazoa; Chordata; Mammalia; Perissodactyla; Equidae
Product: S-adenosylmethionine decarboxylase proenzyme-like
Exons: 2
Coding region: 1-645 (214 amino acids)
Biological process (GO): spermidine biosynthetic process; spermine biosynthetic process
Cellular component (GO): cytosol
Molecular function (GO): putrescine binding; adenosylmethionine decarboxylase activity
Source: RefSeq, a predicted model, not a curated record
AUGGAAGCUGCACAUUUUUUCAAAGGGACUGAGAAGCUGCUGGAGGUGUGGUUCUCCAGGCACCAACCUGACACAAACCAAGGAUCUGGGGAUCUCCGCACCAUCCCUCGGUACUUGUAUACUUUGGAUUUCCCAGAGAGUCGGGUGAUCAGUCAGCCAGCUCGAACCCUGAAAAUCCUGAUGAGCGAGCUUGACCCAGCAGCUCUGGACCAGUUCUACGUGAAAGAUGGCAUUACUGCAAAGGAUGUCACUCGUGAGAGUGGAAUUUGUGAUGGGAUACCAGGUUCUGUCACUGAUGCCACAAUGUCCAAUCCUUGUGGGUAUUCAAUGAAUGGAAUGAAAUCAGAUGAAACUUAUUGGACUAUUUGCAUCACUACAGAACCAGAAUUUUCUUAUGUUAGCUUUGAAACAAACUUACGUCAGACCUCCUACGAUGACCUGAUCAGGAAAGCUGUGGAAGUCUUCAAGCCAGGAAAAUUUGUGACCACCCUGUUUGUAAGUCAGAGUUCUAAAUGUCCCAUGGUGCUUUCUUCACCCCAGAAGAUUGAAGGUUUUAAACGUCUUGACUGCCAGAGUGCUAUAUUCAAUAAUUACUAUUUUGUUUUUACCAGUUUUGCUAAGAAGCAGCAACAACAGCAGAGUUGA